Messenger RNA from Exophiala oligosperma, 2590 nucleotides. RefSeq lists its product as uncharacterized. The record is from RefSeq and is a predicted model, not a curated record. Gene Ontology annotation, biological process: DNA-templated transcription; regulation of DNA-templated transcription. Gene Ontology annotation, molecular function: DNA binding; zinc ion binding; DNA-binding transcription factor activity, RNA polymerase II-specific. The transcript has 4 exons. Bases 104 to 2071 code for a protein of 655 amino acids. NCBI's taxonomy places the organism in Eukaryota, Fungi, Ascomycota, Eurotiomycetes, Chaetothyriales, Herpotrichiellaceae.
AGACAUCCCUGCAGGGAGAAUGAAUCUCACAUCUUCCAACAUCGACAGAGACGAACGAGGCCCGGACGGCUAAAGCUAUCACUUCACCUCAAAGAAUGGUCCCAUGAAUACGGAUACCGUUGCUACACCUGCAGCACCGCUAAACAGAAGGCACAAACCACGCUCUUCCCUAGCCUGCUUGCCCUGCCGCUCACGGCACCUGAAAUGUGAUGGAGUUCGACCGUAUUGUAGCCGGUGUACCGUAGCCGCCCAGAAAUGCCAGUACACUCAGUCGCGAAGAGGUGGCCUCGACCGUGCCGCUCUUGCUGAGCGACGCAAAAGGCUCGCGGCCACGGGAUCGGGAGCGACUCAGGCAGAAUCGGCCGACAUCUUGAGUCCACUACAACAAUCCUCUCGGGCUCACCGGCAUCAGGAACAUCCACCACCGCGACUGCCUGGCGACGACGUCGAACCAGACAUCACCAACGACUAUGGCCUGAGUGGUGAGUCGUCGAAUGCAGGGUCACCAAGCUCGCCCCGAAUAGACAUUGGCGACGACAUUGAAGGAGAUCCUUUGAUCGCUUCGUACUACAAGAACUUUCAUAAAUUUCACCCACUUGUCUUGCCACAUAAGCACUUGACGCGAAUCCACCGGACCCCAAGCAUAAAGCUGAAUCUGAGACCUCUCGUCGCCAUACUUCGCCUCAUCGGUCACAUCUACAGCUCUCGAGAAUGGUCGACGUCUCUCAGGGAUCAUGUCGAGAGUUGUUUCGCGGCAGCUUCGCCUGCGGACCCGAUCAUGGUGCAAUGCCGAACACUGUAUUCCAUAGCGUUGUUCUGGAACAAUUACAAGGACGAAUCCAAGAGGGAAAUGGACGCCGCCGUUCGACUGGGACUCGAUCUGCAAAUGUUUCGACAGGACUUUGCAGAAAAGCACGGCUCGCAAGAUGCCGUACUAACAGAGUGCUGGAGACGGACGUGGUGGACCCUGUACAUGGUCGACGCCUUUUAUGCCGGAACCCUUGGAACCAUGAAUUUCGCCACUGUGGAUGUCGUCGCCACUGUCGACUUGCCAUGCGAGGAGUGGGAGUAUGAGCAAGGGCAAAUCCCCGAGCCACCCAAGACGCUACAAGAUUUCGAUUGCCGCGACCUGGCUCCAGAAUCAACCUCCUUUUCGUCCUUUGCCUAUCUCAUUGGUGCCGUACGAUGUGCCGCACUGGCGAUAUCCACAGCACCAAAGGUGGCGACGAGCGAAUGCUCCCAGCAGAUUCUCCAGGCCGCCGAUGCCGUCAUCAAUGGAUGGCUCCUUUUAUUGCCCAAGGGUGAUCGGAAACAGGUCCUGAGUAAAACUGGGGAGUUGGAUGAACUCAUGUUUCAAGCACACCUGUUGAUUCACGUCGCAACUGUCGGCCUCCACAGACCAUUAUCAGAUCUCAAGUUCAACGCGAUAGAAUGGAUCUCGACUUGUGCCCGAGCGCCUCCCCGCGAAACACCCACCACGGAACUCAUCAAUGUGCAUACGGUGCGAGUCUUGAAAUCGACAGAAGCGCAGAUUCGCCUUUUGGCGUUGCCGACCGAGAAACAAUUCCACCACAGUCCCUUUACCACCUGCAUGGUCAGCGAAGGAACCCUGGCGCUGCUCUCGGGUUGUAAGUUUUUGUUCAAAGGGAAAGAACUCGCCAUCGCCAGAGAUCAGAUCCGUAUGACCAUUGGGUGCCUCAAGGUCCUGGGUGAGUUGUGGCCCAGGACGGCCAAGAACGUGCAAGAAAUCCAAAUCAUCGCUCGACAUGCUCUCGGGUUGGUGGCGGGGCCCAGACCCCAGGCUGCGGCGAUGACGACAACGACGACCACCACCACCACCAAGCCAGACGACAGUGUACUUGGAAACAGUCAAGUUCCAAGUCUUUCUUCAAGCAGCGACCAGGGUGGUGGUCAAACGACGAAUGAGGGAUCCGACGUAGUAGAUCCGUUGUCUAGCGACUUCGAUAUAUUUGCUUCCUUAGGAUCUAUGGAGGAUGUUUGCGGAUGGUAUAAUAAUUCGAACGAUUUUGGUCAAGACCUCUCUUGGUGGACAGACAACAACCCUCUAUGAACAGCCUGACUCAGUCUGUGUGAGUCUGGCUUGACGAUAAAAUGUAUAUGGUUCACACCUGGGUGGUCUAUGGACUCUUUGGGUUUGAUUUUCUUGUUGAAAGCCCACUCCGGGGCUGGAUCGCCAACUGUGACGAUAGUUCCACCAUUAUUACUCUUGAGGGUCUUCCAGGUCUUUGUCAAGACUUCUCCUCCUACCGUGUCAAAGACCAAGUCGACAUUGUCAAUAUUGUCUUCCCAGUUUGGGUUGAUGUCGUAGUCGUGUACCUCGUGUACUCCGAGUUGCUUGAGGGCGUCAUGAUUCUUGGAUGAAGCCAGAGCAAUCACCUUGAUGUCGUCACCAUCAAAAAGUUUCAGAGCCAACUGUACCGCCAAUUUUCCGACGGCGCCGGACGCUCCAGUGACGAGGAUUGUCAUACCGGCGGCAAGUUUUCCGUAGUCCACGAGUGCCUCCCAGGCCGUGAGGAUCGGGAUGGGCAACGCCGCGGCUUCGACGUGCGAGAUGGUGGUCGGAUCCAGG